AUGUCUACCCAAGAGACGGUGCCAGCUGCUCCCAGCAACGGGGAGACUAUCCCGCAGUCUGCAUCUGAGCCCAUUGAUCUCCAGCUGCCAACGUCAGCUGCCGAUGGCCUCAUCCAGAAGCCAUUUGCUAGACCCUUGGACACUGCCAACCCAACAGCCCCGGCACAGUUGACCUCGGAUCAAAAGUCCAAGUACGAAGCAGUGCUCAAGACAGUCUCAUCGUGGACCACAGUCCCCACUAAGGCCGAAAAGGGUGCCCCAACUGCACCCAUCACGGAAGAUGAACGUAUGUGGUUGACCCGCGAAUGUCUCCUUCGCUACCUGCGUGCGACCAAGUGGAAUGUGGCGGAGGCGGAGACUCGCCUCCUGAGCACAUUGACUUGGCGCCGGGAGUAUGAUCUGAAGAAAUUGACUCCGGAAUACAUUUCCAUUGAGAAUGAGACAGGCAAACAGGUGCUUCUGGGAUAUGAUAUUCACGGACGGCCCUGUUUGUACCUUUUGCCUUCCAAUCAGAACACGGAGAAGAGCGAUCGUCAGCUCGAACAUCUUGUUUUCAUGUUGGAGCGAGCAAUUGACCUGAUGGGUCCUGAUCAGGAGACAGUUGCAUUGCUGGUCAACUUUAACGAGACCAAGUCUGGCCAGAAUGCCAGCAUGGGUCAAGCUAAGCAGACUCUCGGUUUCUUGCAGAACCACUAUCCUGAGCGACUUGGUCGAGCUCUUGUCAUUAAUGUUCCAUUCAUGAUCUGGGGAUUCUUCAAGUUGAUUACUCCCUUCAUCGACCCCAACACCCGGGAGAAACUCAAGUUCAACGAGGACCUGCGUCAACACGUCCCACCAAGCCAGCUCAUGAAGUCUGUUGGUGGUGAUGUUGAGUUCCGCUACGACCAUGCCACCUACUGGCCUGCUUUGAACACCUUGGCCGAGCAGCGACGUGAGGCUUACCGUCAACGAUGGGUCCAGGGGGGCAAGCAGAUCGGCGAGCUUGAGAACUAUCUCAAGGGAGAAAACACCCCGAGCUUGUCGGCUGCUAUGGCCGAAGUCGAGGCCAAGGCCAAUGCCAGCGAGUAA
This is a messenger RNA of Penicillium salamii, 1068 nucleotides long. Lineage: Eukaryota; Fungi; Ascomycota; Eurotiomycetes; Eurotiales; Aspergillaceae. The record is from the annotation of a GenBank genome assembly.